Messenger RNA from Nicotiana tabacum (common tobacco), 864 nucleotides. The record is from RefSeq and is a predicted model, not a curated record. NCBI's taxonomy places the organism in Eukaryota, Viridiplantae, Streptophyta, Magnoliopsida, Solanales, Solanaceae.
AUGGAUACCUUUUCAAUGAAAAAACCAUGCUCUUCUGAGGCCUCUAGCAUCUCUGCUGCCUCUGAGGAAAUCGACACAAACACGAAGAAGAUGAAAGGUAAGGUUAUGGAUUUAGGAUCUGAAUUAAAGACACAUGAAUUAUCAUCUGCUGGUGUACUUCUUGAUCUUAAAGUCCAUAAUAGUGCCUCAAAUCUUGAACUCAAUCUUUUCAAUUCAACUUCUAGCAUGAAAAAUUCGGCUCCUGCUAGUGAGUCUUCUAACGAGGCAAUGCCUAAUAAGCAAAGGCGUUCCUCGGAAAGUAGGGUUUUCUCUUGCAGCUUCUGUAAGAGAGAAUUCUCCACUUCUCAAGCCCUAGGAGGACAUCAAAAUGCUCAUAAACAAGAGAGAGCUUUGGCUAAAAGGCGAAACGGACUUGUUGAUGUUGUUUCUCCUUUUGGCCCUCCCAAUUAUCACCCUUACUAUAAUCCCUACUCAAGUUACACCACACAUUUGCCAUUUCAUGGUACUUUUACUAGUCGAUCAUCCCUUGGUGUUCAAGGUGAUUCCUCCACUAUUCAUAAGCCUUCUCCCUACAAUCCAUGGUCGGUUUUUUCGGGCUACAAUUAUCGAUUUAACCCCGAAAAGUGGUCAUCAUCAGGCUCAUCAGUUCUUAGGACAGAAAAUCUUGGAAUUGGAAGUGCUCCUUUGGAGAAUUCCCUCAAGUUUGAGAACAAAAAUAGUGCAAAGGGUUUCUGUUUAAGGGAUUCACCGGUUAAGAUUGACAAUAAUCGUGGUGGAAAUAAUAAAAGGAAGGUGGGAUUUGGAGAGGAAGAUGCAGAAGAGAAUGAAGAAGACUCAGAGAUUGAUCUGAAUCUAAAGCUUUAA